AUGCUCAUCGGUGUCUAUCUGGGAACAAUCGUGCGACUAAACCACGCAGAGACCGUACCGAGUUGUGUACGGUACUCGUGUGUACUGUUAAGUGUGAAGAAAGCAGACUACAAUUUUGAAACUGAGUAAGAACCGUGUUUCAGUGCCCAGUGGGAGAAUAGAGACGCAUGAAUCAUACCUAGCCAUGAGUUGGUUCUUGUGGCGCUUAGAAGGGUACAAAAAGAUAAAAACAGCAGCACAUCUGAGUUUAUGAAUGUUUCCGGUUGUGCUUGUCGGUGGUG
Messenger RNA from Chondrus crispus (carragheen), 281 nucleotides. RefSeq lists its product as hypothetical. Bases 1 to 129 code for a protein of 42 amino acids. Lineage: Eukaryota; Rhodophyta; Florideophyceae; Gigartinales; Gigartinaceae. The record is from RefSeq and is a predicted model, not a curated record. The transcript is spliced from 2 exons.